Sus scrofa (pig) is the source of this 4088-nucleotide messenger RNA. The record is from RefSeq and is a predicted model, not a curated record. NCBI's taxonomy places the organism in Eukaryota, Metazoa, Chordata, Mammalia, Artiodactyla, Suidae.
GGACUUGCAACCUCAUGGUUCCUAGUUGGAUUUGUUAACCACUGCGCCACAACGGGAACUCCAAGGUCGAUAUAGUAAUAACGUAGAUUUUCAGUUCAUUUCUUUCUCGCAAAAUUCACCAGGAGAUCUUAGCGAAAGUCUCUUGAACUUAGUAUUGGCUAAUGCUGAGGGCAGAAGCAAGGAGCCAAUGCAACCGUGAGGGGGCUUUCAAAGCUGAUGGCUGUCCAGACCUCAGUGAGGUCCUGCAGCGGUGGUGCCUCUCCUCGUCCCCUCCAGCAAACCUCCCACUCCAACAAAAAUUCCUGGUGCCUCAGAGGCGGCCAGAUAACUGCGACUCACCAUGGGAGAAAGGAGUUUUCUGAACGGAUGGAAUUGCAGAGAAAAGAGAAAGGAUCAGUGACAAACGACCAGAGGAGCUGGAAAACCACCUCCUGACUCACCGGGCCAAUACCAUCAUGUACCCUUGGGUAACCGCCCUGGUCCUCAUACUCCUUCUGACAGAUAGUGUAAUGUCUUAUACAGAACUGACUGUGGUGGAGGGUCAGUCUGUGACGCUUCAGUGCACCUAUAGUGGAUCAAUUACAACCACAUGUUGGGGCCGAGGGGCAUGUUCUACGUUCAGCUGCUCAGAUUAUAUCAUCAGGACCGAUGGAUACAACGUCAUCUUUCAGAAGGACCCUCGCUAUUUGCUCAAAGGAAAUAUUGGACAUGGGGAUGUGUCUUUGACCAUAGUAAAUGUAAAACUCUCCGACAGUGGCGUGUAUUGCUGCCGUGUUGAACUGGCAGGGUGGUUCAACGAUUUAAUAGUCACCUACACCUUGAAGGUCAGGCCAGCUCCACCGACGACAACAGCGGUCAUCACUACUCGGAAAACGACGGUCACCACGACUCCAAAAACAACAACUACCACCACUCAGAAAACGACGGUCACCACGACUCCAAAAACAACAACUACCACCACUCCGGAAACGACGGUCACCACGACUCCAAAAACGACGGUCACCAUGACUCCAAAAACGACGGUCACCAUUGCUCCAACAACUGGUGUCUCUACUUCUGCUCCUCCCAUGCCAGCAACCACAGAGACUGUCCAUACAGGUGCUGCUUUAACUUCUCCAUCACAGCAAGAGGUGACCCUGCCUAUCACAACGCAGAACACAAUGACUAGCUCACUGGUGCCCUCUUGCUCAACAGAUGGGAAUAUCACCACGACACAGUUUUCAGAUGGCCUUCAGCAAAACAAUCAAACUUCUGUGGUGCUGGAACAAAGUCACUGGCUGAGCAAAAAUCAGGGAGUUUACAUUGGAAUCGGUGUUACUGCCAUAGUGUUAUUGCUCAUAUGUUUGACUGUCAUUAUUGCCAAAAGGUAUAUAUGCCUGGGUAGCAAAGUGGAGCUACUACGGAUAAUUUCAUUUAAGGACAUUCAUUUCGGAGCUUUGAAAAACAUGUCGGUGAAGCAUGUCCGAGCAGAAGACAACAUCUACAUUAUUGAGGAUAGUCAUUAAGUCAUGGAUUAAGAUCCCGUGGCCUCCGAAGGUGUUAUACCCUUGACCUCAGGAGACUGACCAGAUACCACCGAGUCAGAGUCCCAUCAGCAGCAGGACAAUUGUGCGGUCAGUUUCACGUGGCAUUCUAACAAGUCAGUGACACUAGGUAGAGUGAAUCUAGCUCAUCUGUACACCGGCAACCUCUGUAAUAUAGUCCUAAUUUUUUAUAUUGACACUGGUUCAGUCUUUCUGGUCAUUGCAGAGCUCUCUCCAAAACAUGAAAUGUACUCCUUAGAAGUGUACGUUCUCUCUAUUUGUUUGUUUUUGCUUGUUUUUUGUUUUGUUUUGGCCAUGCUCACAUGCUCAUGACAAGCACAAGUUCCCAGGUCAGGGACUGAACCUGAGCCACAGCAGUGACAAUGCCAAAUCCUUAAUCACUAGGCCACCAGACAACUCCUGUACAUUCUCUUUAGACCCUAUGUAUCCUGUAUCCAUCAUGAAUCCUCAUUGGAGAGACCAAAAGAGCACAUCAACCUUGCUUACCAAUGCUGUCAAGAGGAACUGAUUAUAACUUAAAAUCAGCAAAUCCAAUUUGGGAGUGAAAGGACUUGGAAGCAUUUCAUGAUUAUCUUCCCCCCCUUUUUUUUUUAAUCUAGUAGCUCCAACUCAUAUUCCUUAAGGCCCCCCAAAGUUUCACAUCAUGGGAGUACACAGGGUUUUAUUUACCUCCUGGGAAAACAGAAGUGAGUGUGAUUUUGCUGUUGGUAGAUCUGGUUUCUCAUGCCUCUGGAAACAUGAGGCAUUGAGUGCUUUACCUGGGACUAGGAUGGGUAUUUUAGCAGUUGGAAGAAGCUAGGGGUCAUGAGUGGACCAUCUAGACACGAGGGCGAGAAAAUCAGUUGCCAUGUAAUUUAUGCUGUUUCUGCUACAUCUGUGCCAUAGUUCAGGGCACUUAGGUAAGCAACUGUCAGGCUCUCUCAAGUAAUGUUUAGAAUGAGGUAGGACAGAAAUAAAUAAAAAAGUAAAACAAGAGAGGAAAGGAGUAGGGAAAGAGAGCUUCUGCCUUAGAAAAAUUAGUUUGCAAAUAUCAUAGUGUCAUUAGAGAGUGUUACCAGCAUCACCAGCAUUCUAAAUUGUCCUCAGGCCACUUUGAUUUUUAAAAUUUUGGGGGAAGAGAAAGGGUUUUAUUCAUAUUGAAUCAAUUCCUUUGUUAUUUCUUUUUGACAACUCAAUUAAAUUUGGGGUUUUUUCCUAGAGAGUUAGACAAACGCUAGAGGUAAGGAUAUAUUUAGUCUCCAGAACCAUUUCUACAUGAACAGUUAACAAGACUGGAUAUUAAUUUCACUUUGAGUAAACCCAGAGAUAAGUCAGGCUUGGAGUUCAGAGCUGCUCGCAGCAAAGUGGUCUGUGAGGGCUGGAUGCUGGUUUUUGAAAGCAACAUUUUUGUUACUUCAGCUGAGUUCUAGGAAAUGAAAAGGGCCUCUGAGUAAUUCUAAGGUGAUGCAGGCAAAGAAGUUCGCUAAGCCUCGUACACUAGUUUUCACAAAUGGGACCAGACUGAUCUGGUUUAAAAAAUUAUGUUCCAACUACAGUGCUUUUCUUUUAAAUUCAAGACAAUGUGCAUGGACAUAGAGAUGUCAAAUUAAAGCCCAGAUUUGUAGCAUCUCUGGACUGCAUGCCCGUGCAGUCAGAGCCCCAUUACAUGGCGUCACAUCCACCUGCCCCCGGCCCUUGCCUUAGCGUCAGGCUCAUGUUGGUUACCCGCUUUGUGACUUGCGGAGCUUUGAAUUUAUGAUACGUGCUCUGUUCUCCACACCCUUCCUGGAGUUUUAUGAUAGCACAUCACAGGUUCCGGAAGUCUGGUUAACUCUGUUUACUUUGGCAUUUCCCAAAUUUGCCUGAAACCCAUAAGCCCAGUGACUACUGGCAUCCCCAGCAGCAUUCUACGAAACUAUACAUGGAGGUUUGGGGUAAAGCAGAUGGUAGAAAGAAAUAGGACCUGAGUUCUAACCCUAACUCUUACUAGUUACAUUGGAUGGCAUUAGCGUAAAUCGUUCCUUAUGCCUAAAUAUUUACACCUAUUAGAUUCAUUUCUGCAUGUGUAUCUGUGUCUAGUGGGAAUUCCAAUGGUGUUGAAUUCAUAAACCUCUUACCAUGUGGCACCUCUUGUUAUUAUUAUUAUUUAAGUAAUGUCUGCUUUUGCAAAGUUGAUAUUGGCUAAUUUGGCUAUUAUUUUAUAUUGUAGAAAAAGCUGUCCAUAACUGAGAGGGAGAAUGGGCUAGAGGGCAGGAAGGGGAGGCAUUUGGUUAAUAUUAAAUUCUUUUCUGCUGAUGCAGCGGAAUGUAUUGACUUUUGCUUUUGAUCUUUUGAGAUAAUUGAGAUCACACUUUCUACGAUCUAGCUUGGGACAUUAGGGCACUGGUGUCAUCAAAACCAUCUAUUUGAACUUAGGAAAUUGUGUACAUCUUUAAGAAUCAGUCUUUCACCAAUGGCUACGAAGAUAAUUUUGUGAGUGUGUGAAAGUGUGAGGGAUACCUCAUCACGCAUUUCAUUUGUACGUACACUCUUUAAUAAAACACAUUUUGGUUUUCAUUUUGGAAA